AUGUUGUCAGAUAAAGUUAAACUAUUAAGCAUAGAAGGUAAUUCUGAAGUACACACAGAUAGAACUAAAAUUGAGUCAAAUAUAAAACAAGAAAGCGAUCUUAAUGCUGAUAAUGAAAUAUGGGAGGCUGUAAACAAUCUUUGGAAAAAUGUAUAUUUAGGAGAUAAAUUAAUAACUAGACAAAAAUUUAAAAAAUUGAUCGAAUACUCCCAAAAUAUGAAGAAAAAGAACUCAAAAUUGAUAAAACUUUUAUUACAAAUAGGAAAAGAAAUGAAAAAUUAUGAUAAGAAUAAUGAGAAAUUUUGGCAGACUUCCAAGGUUGGAAAUAUGAUGUAUCCUCCCAUUAAUAUUGAGGAUGCUUCACCUAUACCAUGGAAUAAUACUAAAUUAUUGAAACUAAAUCUUGAUAAAUCAACAAGUCUGACACAAAGAUACCCAGAUGUAACAAGUUUAUCUGUCAAUGAGGGGGUUGUUAAUUCUAUUGAACAAAAUCCAGAUAUAUCAAAUUGCUCUCUAAUUACCUCUUUAAUAAAUAUUAAUAGGUUUAAACAUGAAUAUUAUCCCAAAAUAGAGAAAUUUUCAGAUGCACCAAGUAAUCGAUAUCACCUUAAUCUAUGCUUUAAUGGUUGCAUUAAUAGAUUAAUUUCUGUUGAUACAGAUCAUAUUCCAUACAAUAAAAAAACUCACAAACAAUUAUCUUUAUAUAGUAAUAAUAUUAAAGAUAAAAUAGUAGAACUAGCAUAUUUACAAAUUCAUGGUGGCACAUAUAAGAGCAGUGGAUCAAAUGUGGCCAUGGACACAUAUCUAUUGACUGGGUUACUACCUGAAAUUGGUUCUACUAAGAAAUAUUCCUUUGAAAAAUUAAAACAGUUUUUCGAGGCCAAUUUAUGUAUUAUGGCUCUUGGAACAGGCGAUGACUCUAGUAAGUUAAGAUCCCCUCUUUUAAAGAACCAUGAUUAUUCUAUUCUUGGAUUUGAUUCAAAGAAAAGAGAACUUAGUAUUCAAGAUCCAUUAAAUUCUAAAUCUACUCUCACUAUAUCAGAGGAUGAACUGGAAAAUAAGUUCUCUCAAAUUUAUAUUAACUGGGAUACAAACAAAUUAUUUAACUCUGAAACCAAAUUCACUUUUUAUUACGAUACAGAAAUAUUUAAUAAAUUUGAAUCUAAUUUUGAUAAACCUAUAUUUUCGAUCCAAAACAAAUCUGCCUCAGCAAAUGAAACUGUAUGGGUUCUUUUGGAGACACAUUUAACACCAAACCAUUUUACUGAAGUGCAUUAUGCAUAUCUACAACCUGUGCCAGACAAAAUGACUGAUCCAUUGUUUAUGCCAAUAGACAGUGCAUCUAACAUUGGAUUGCAACUAAUUAAGAUAAAUAUACCAAAGGGUAAAAAUAAAAAGUUUAUCUGUUACUCCAAUAUAUCUAAAUGGUUCACAAUCCAUUGUUUUUCAGUAGAAAAUAAUAUUGAAUUGAAAAUGUUGGACACUGCUGAUAUUUAUAAAUCUACAGAAUUUCUUACUUAUACAGACCAGAUGAAUAAAAACUAUGGACACCCCCAAUAUUUCACUAACCCAACGUUCCAACUGUGUGUUCAAUCCAAAAUUGAUAAAGAAAUAAUGAUUACUUUGCAAUUUUUAUCAAAAUUAAAUGAUUUAAAGCUAAACUUCCAAUUGUUUGAUAAAGAUGAUUUAUAUCUAUCUAAGCCGAUCUUAUUUGAUCAGUAUUACUAUAUACAGCACUAUGAGAAACACAAUGUCCCCUUAGAGACAAAUCAUAACUAUCUUUUAAUAUGUACUUGUUCAAGUAAUGAAACUAUUUUAAAUAAAUUUAAACUAAUUGGAUAUUGUUCCAAAGAUAAGAAUAAUACUAAAGAUUUAGAAUUGAAUAAAAAUAUUUUAUUACAAAGAAUUGAUAGAAAAUUUGGUGAAUUACCGUAUAGAAAGGAAUUUACAUUUCAAUUUCCAUCAUCACCCACUCUUGAGCAUGAUUAUAAUCAUGGACAUAUACAAUACCAGAUUUCUAAUAUUGAUAAAGAAAUCAAAAGUAAUGCAUUGUUUAUUCGUCUUACACCAAUGAACAAAUGUAUUGGUGAUCGAGGUGUUGAUUUAAAUUUAAAAAUUUCAGUUAAGAUAUAUGAUUCAGAGACUUUUGAAAUAUUACAUGAUGAAAGUGGCUAUUAUUAUAAAGGUAUUAUUAUUAAUGACUUUAAAUUUACAAUCAAUCAUUCACCUAUAAUAUCCAUUGAAAUGAAUGAGUUAACAAAACAACAUAUUUUUCCAAUGAAAAUAUACCUUGGAUCCAGAAAGGAUAUUUUAGUUAAUAUGAAAGGAGUCAAAAAAUAA
Molecule: messenger RNA, 2340 nt
Organism: Arxiozyma heterogenica
Lineage: Eukaryota; Fungi; Ascomycota; Saccharomycetes; Saccharomycetales; Saccharomycetaceae
Gene: RIM13
Product: Rim13p
Exons: 1
Coding region: 1-2340 (779 amino acids)
Biological process (GO): proteolysis
Molecular function (GO): calcium-dependent cysteine-type endopeptidase activity
Source: RefSeq, a predicted model, not a curated record